Eimeria mitis is the source of this 2142-nucleotide messenger RNA. Its product is annotated as CSL zinc finger domain protein, putative. Gene Ontology annotation, molecular function: transcription cis-regulatory region binding. NCBI's taxonomy places the organism in Eukaryota, Apicomplexa, Conoidasida, Eucoccidiorida, Eimeriidae. Gene Ontology annotation, cellular component: nucleus. Gene Ontology annotation, biological process: regulation of transcription by RNA polymerase II. Bases 1 to 2142 code for a protein of 713 amino acids. The transcript has 4 exons. The record is from RefSeq and is a predicted model, not a curated record.
AUGCAGCGGAGCUCAGGCACCGCUACGGCCACUGCCACCAUAGAAGCUGACAGCAGCAGCAGCAGCAGCAGCAGCAGCAGCACGAAGAGCCGCAGCAGCAGCAGCAGCAGUGGUGGUGGUGGCGUUGUUUCAGCAGCAAGCUCCAGCAAUCCGCUGCUGCCUUCUUCUGUGUUUCCUCUCUUCUUAACGCUUCGGCCUCCUCUGCCUUUCUCUGUUCCCUCUUCAUACACCUCACCGCCUGCAGCAGCAGACGGCAGUACAUCGAUAGCGGGUGUACCUGACGGUGGGGUUGCUGCAACAGCAGCAGCAGCAAAAGCGCCACCAGCAGCAGCAGCAGCACCGGCACCAUCACCAGCAGAAACAGCUGCUGCUACCACCCCUGUAGCAGCAGCAGCAGCAGCAGCAGCAGCAGCCAAAGACCCUGCAUCAGCACCUGUAGCAGCAGCUUCAUCAGGGGAAGGAUCCUCGUCACCACCCGCAGCAGCAGCAACAUCAACAGCAACAGCAGCAGCAGCAGCAGCAGCAGCAGCAGCAGCAGGAGCAGCAGCAAAACUAGAAGGAAAAGAAGAAGAAGAAGCAGCAUACGAAGAAGUAGAAAUAACAGAGUUAGAGUUUGACGCCGUAGAUAAACAAUUUGUUUAUCCUUGCCCGUGCGGUGAUCUCUUUGAACUGCCCAUCACCUCUCUCAAGGCAUCAGCAGCAGCAGCAGCAGCAGCAGCAGCAACAACAGCAGCAGGAGCAGGAGCACCAGCAGCAGGAGCACCAGCAGCAGGAGCAGCAGCACCACCACCAGCAGCAGCAGGAACAGCAGCAGGAGCAGCAGCACCAGCACCAGCACCAGCAGCAGCAGCAGGAGCAGCACCAGCAGCAGCAGCACCAGCAGCAGCAGCAGGAGCAGCAGCAGCAGCAACAGGAUUCAGGGGUUUUGUGUUUGCUUCUUGUCCUUCUUGUUCUUUAAAGCAGCAACUGCAGCAGCAGCAGCAGCAGCAGCAAAUGCAGCAGCAGCAGCAGCAGCAGCAAGAGCUGCAGCAGCUGGAGCAACUGCAACAGCAGCCGCAGCAGCAGCAGCAGCAAGAGCUGCAGCAGCUGCAGCAGCAGCAGCAUGAUCAGGCCACCGCAGCAGCGCCGGUAGCAGGAACACCAGCACCAGCAGCAGCAGCAGCAGCAGCAGCAGCAGCAGCAGAAGCAGAAGAAUCAAAAGCAGCAGAAGCAGCAGCAGCAGCAGCAGCAGCAGCAGAUGGGACUUCCUUUUGGCAUGCAUUCAAUCCUCCCCUGCGCGGCGAGGUAUUUGGAGAGCAGCAGCAGCAGCAGCAGCAGCAGCAGCAGCAGCAGCAACAGCAGCAGCAGACUGCAGCAGCAGCAGCAGCAGCAAACGUGCAGUAUAUGAACCUCGUAGAGGAAGCAGUAAAAAACCUGCAGAGGUACCGCCUCGAUCCAAGGCACACCCAGCAGCAGCAGCAGCAGCAGCAGCAGCAGCAGCAACAGCAGCAGCAGCAGCAGCAGCAGCAGCAGCAGCAGAAUUUGGCUCCUGGUGUGAGUUUGAUGCUGCGUGGCUCUGAGACGAUACAGGUGAUAGAUGUAUGUAAAACAGAAGAAGAAAAAAGUAAAAAUUUAUCUGCUGCUGCUGCUGCUGCUGCUGCUGGUGAUCCUGCUGCUGCUGCUGCUGCUGCUGCUGCUGCUGCUGCUGCUGAAAUAGGAGAAGACGAAUAUGAAUAUGAUUUAUAUGCAAUUGAUAACGAAGACGAAGCAGAAGAAUAUAAUAUAUACACAACAGCAGCAGCAGCAGCAGCAGCAGCAGCAGCAGGAGCAGGAAGAGGAAGCAAACAAGGAGCAGCAGCAGCAGCAGCAGCAGCAGCAGCAGCAAAUAGACACAGAGAACGUCUGCUGACGAUACAGGUGAUAGAUGUAUGUAAAACAGAAGAAGAAAAAAAUGACGAAGGGGAAAUAGAUUAUCCAAGCAGCGACAGCAGCGGGAGGCGGCUGCGGCGCAGCAGCAGCAGCAGCAGCAGCAGCAGCAGCAGCAGAAGCAGCAGCAGCAGCAGCAGCAGCAGAAAAAGAAGAAGCAGCAGCAGAAGAAAGUGGGAUUACUGUGAUGAUGAUGAUGACUUUUAUUAUACAGACGAAGACGAUGAUUCUUUUUAA